UGGCCUGUAUUUCGCAGUUUUUGGCGGUAGUUUGUGAAGAGAGGCGAGUGAAAAUGGCCCAAUUCGAUGUCUCUCUCUUAUCCGGCGGUGCCAUUAAAGCUUCAAUGGAAGGACAGGCUCCUCCAAGUCCUCGAUUACAGAUUUUGGGUAUUAAAGGUUUUACGAAUGAUUCUCGUGGAGGCGGAGCCCAAAAGUAUCGAAUACAAGUAUCUGACGGUAUCCAUUGUGGGGCAGGUAUGUUGGCUACUCAGUUAAAUGAGAAGAUCACUUCAAACGAGAUCAGCAAAUAUUGCAUUGUUCGUGUUGACAAGAUGCUGAUAAAUUCCAUUGGUGCCAAAAAAGUAAUGAUAUUCAUUAAACUCACUGUGCUGUACAGUGCUCAAGAUGUUGGUGGGAUGUUAGGAACUCCUCGUCAGCUUAACUCCGACAGUGCUGACUCUAAUUCCACUACUCCAACUGUCAAAGACGAGCCUUUAGCCCGCCCUCCUCUUGCUCAACGCUCACAAGUGGGUGUGGCACCAGCACCAGUUGCGCCUCAGCCGAUUCAGACUCCGCCUAGAUUUUAUGGUAACUCGGCUCAAAGGACAGGAGGAAUGGGAGGGGCCAGUAAUUUAAUGCAGUCACCUGGGGGUGGUACUAAGAAUGUUGUGCCAAUAACUGCAUUGAAUCCAUACCAGAAUAAGUGGACGAUAAAGGCGCGGGUCACUUCAAAACCUCCUCUAAGACAUUAUAAUAAUUCUCGUGGAGAAGGUCGUAUUUUGACGCUAGAGUUUGUUGACCAUUCUGGUGAGAUCAGGGCUACAGCAUUCAAUGAAGACGCUGAUCGUUUCUUUCCAAAUGUUGAAGUGAACAAGGUUUAUUAUGUGUCAAGAGGUCGUAUCAAACCAGCCAAUAAAAUAUAUUAUGCUAACAAUGAUUAUGAAUUGACACUUGGAGCCGAGACAACCAUUGAAGAG
Molecule: messenger RNA, 956 nt
Organism: Amphimedon queenslandica
Lineage: Eukaryota; Metazoa; Porifera; Demospongiae; Haplosclerida; Niphatidae
Product: replication protein A 70 kDa DNA-binding subunit-like
Exons: 8
Biological process (GO): DNA replication
Cellular component (GO): nucleus
Molecular function (GO): DNA binding
Source: RefSeq, a predicted model, not a curated record